AUGCACUCGCUAAGUUUCGUCUUAGUCCUAUUCUUUGCCAUUGGUGUUCUUGGGCAAACCAGUGAUGACAGUAAAGAGGAUGCUGAUGCCAAUGAUUUAGAAAAAGGUUAUCCAUUCGGUCAACUCCGAAUUUUAGCAGACGGAAAAACCGAAGAAUUAAUAUCACCAGAGCGCACUGAAACUGAAAAAUCAGAUAAAAAGAUUGUUGGUGUAUCAGACGUUCAACCAUUACCGUCUCCAUGUAUCGGCGCUCGUCCAUCGUCGAAACGUGCUUUUCCAAAAGAGAAAACAAAAUAUAUAUUCUGUCGUGAUGAAUUUCAUUACGAAAUCUUAACAUGUCCAGAUGGUGUUGAAUUCAACGUCAAAAGCAACGAAUGUGACCUUCUCGCCGAAACGCCAUCAUUAAACAGAUGCGACGUAGAAAAACCAUGUUUAAAUGAGGGUGUUUGCUCCAUUGCAUCGAAUUCUACAUUCAAAUGUACUUGCCGAUCAGACUGGACAGGUGAACGAUGUGAAACACCAGUGAACUCGUGUGUCAAAAAACCAUGUGGCCCAAAUGCUGAAUGUCGACCAUUGACAACAAACGAUUAUGAACAAGAUUAUGUUUGUGUCUGUCAUACAUUGAAAGGUUAUGGUCUUAACUGUCGCGAAGCUGUGCCAAAUCCAUGUUUGACAACAACCGAACAAUUCUACCCAUUUGCAUUCAGUCAACGUGCAUACAUUCAAUGUGACGGCGAAUUGAUCUAUUUUCAACCGUGUGGUCCAUUACUUUACUGGAAUCAAGAAGAGAAAAUCUGCGAUCGUAAACGACCAGCUAAAAUUGAUAUGCCAGCCUUUAUAACAAUACCAUCAACUAGUAUCGCUAUCAAGGGCGAUCAAGAACAAGUCUUUGACAAUACAGAUGCACAAAAAUUAAUUCAACCAUCGGCAACUUCUCUCCAACUUCAACGGGACAUGCAAUCGGCUCAAAAUGUUAAAAUAAAUAGUCCAGAUCUUUUUGGCUUCAUUCCAGCCCGAGCUGCCGAUCGAAAACAAAUAUUAGUAACCGUCGAUAGUCAGAACGGAGUUUCGAUUCAAAAUUUACCUGAACUCGGACAAAAGACUCAAGAACUUCGAAAUCAAGUAUCACAAAUGAUAAAUCCCAACCAAGUCCGUGAAAACAUGUUUACUGGAUCCAGCCAAUGGCAAAUUCCACAAAAAGAUCAAGAAUCGAGACAGUCACAAGGCAAGUCAAAAACAACGUACAGCCAACGACAACAACAACAACAGCAAUUUCAACAAAACCAACAAUCUUUUGGUACAAAACAAUGGUUAAAUAAAUUACCAGAAAGUAAUGUGCAAAGCUCUCAACGUGUCGCUCUCCGACCACAAGUUCAGAAUGUUCAACGCAACGAACAAGUUCAAGAUGACAGUCAAGAAUGGAGUAUGCAUCUUGCGAAGUUUCCGCAAAAUACCGUGCAAUUGCAAGGAUUUCAACAACAAAAUCCUCGCGAACAGCAAACCUGGCAAAUGAGACAAAAUGCCGCUCCAAUGACAGGAUCUCAAUUUGUACAAUCAUCGCAGACCUUUCAAACACAACCACAAGCACAAAGACAAGCAGACAUUGAGACAAGUUCACCAGCACAAAACACAAUUCGCGUAGAAGUCAUAACAGAUAAGGAUCUUCAGAGAGGUGAUCAAUCUUGGCAACAACAGACACAACUCUUUGGUACACAACCUCAGAAAUGGCAAAAUACAAAAUCAUUUCAAAGAGACGAGCAAACCGAAACACAUCGUCCAGAGACAAUGACAUUUGAUGGAAGCAAUCGCCUUGAAACAGGAUAUCAACAAAUCGCUCAACGUUUUGUUCCACCCGCUCAAACUUGGCAAGAAAAACAGAGUUUAGGAGGUCAACAACAAUUGCGAGCUUCAAUACAAGCACCUUUUACCGCGACAACACCCUUAACAACAACAACAACAACAAUACAAACACCACACGUCAUUCUUCCCCCACAACGUUUCUCAGAACAACAAAAGCCAUGGGAAACCAAAUUUCAAGCUCAAAAUCCACAAGUCCUUGUUGAAGUUGAAGGAAACCGACAAAUAAAUCCUUCUCGACAAGAACAUCACGGACAAGAACAAUCGUGGGAAACUCGAUUUCAAAAACAAUCACCCAGAAGCCAAACAACUCAAGUAAUCGCUUUCAAACCGACACAUUGGAAAGAUACAGGAAAACAAGACACAAUACUUCUAUCUCAAGAUCAACGACAAGUAGCGACUGAAGAUUCUUUUCAAAAGCAAAAUACUCAGUUCGUAUUUCCUCAACGACAACAACAACAAGGUAUGACGCCUCAGAAUGCUUAUGAUCAAAGACAAACAUGGUCGAAUCAACAAAUGCAAAACGGUAGAGUCCUCAAACCUACUGAGCUACGACUUCAACCACAAACUGAACAAGUGACCGGUAGAUCCAUCGAAGCGACAACACUUCCAACAAACUCAGAUCUUUUUCAAGGACAUGUUCCACAAAGUUUUCGUGGACAAACUUUAUUUCGAUCAAAUGAACCAACUCAAUUCGGUCAACAAUCAAUGACUGAACAACGACAACAAACGCAAAUGCAAGCAGUUCCAAGCAAAUUUGCCAGAUCAUAA
Messenger RNA from Adineta ricciae, 2628 nucleotides. Lineage: Eukaryota; Metazoa; Rotifera; Eurotatoria; Adinetida; Adinetidae. The record is from the annotation of a GenBank genome assembly.